Molecule: messenger RNA, 2748 nt
Organism: Hippocampus zosterae (dwarf seahorse)
Lineage: Eukaryota; Metazoa; Chordata; Actinopteri; Syngnathiformes; Syngnathidae
Product: dual specificity protein phosphatase 26-like
Exons: 4
Coding region: 248-847 (199 amino acids)
Biological process (GO): protein dephosphorylation; negative regulation of MAPK cascade
Cellular component (GO): cytoplasm
Molecular function (GO): protein tyrosine/serine/threonine phosphatase activity; MAP kinase phosphatase activity
Source: RefSeq, a predicted model, not a curated record
AGCCUCCGCCAACGUCAUUUAUUGCAGAUGAUGCUGCGCCUCGCCGAACGGAAGCCAUAUUGUGAUGUUGGGAGGACUUGUGGACCAGAAACAGAUGAAGAUGAUGACGCCAAUGAUGAAGAUGAUGAACACAAGAUGGCGGCAAUGUGGAUUUGCUAGUGUGGUUUCCGGCCUGCAGGUGUGAAUCCGUUCCUGUGACACAACAGGACGACGUCGACGCUAGCUAACAAACGUAUAUGCAGGCGGGAUGGCGUUCAUGUGCGGCUUCUCACGCUCGCGCAGCAGCUCGCGUUCGCCUGCUCGCCAGGAUUCCCGCGAGCGCGUCAGCGUAUCGGAGCUGGAACGACUUUUAAGCAGCGGCAAGACGGCCUGCAACCACGCCGAUCAAGUCUGGCCAGGACUCUACAUCGGAGACCAAAACAUGGCAUCGGACCGCAGGGAGCUGGUGCGCGUGGGUAUCACUCACAUCGUAAACUGCGCGCAGAGCCGGUGGCGCGGCGCCGCCGACUGCUACGCUGGCAUGAACGUGACAUACCUCGGCAUCGAGGCGCACGACUCGCCCGCCUUCGACAUGAGCAAAAACUUCUAUCCUGCCGCCGAAUUCAUACACAAAGCGCUCACUGGAGGAGGUAAGGUUUUGGUCCACUGUGCAGUGGGCCUGAGCCGGUCGGCCACGUUGGUCCUGGCCUACCUGAUGAUCCGGCAGAACUUAACCCUGGUGGAGGCCAUCAAGACCGUCAAGGACCACCGCGGGGUCACACCCAACCGAGGAUUCCUACGUCAGCUCAGCGGCCUGGACGGCAUCCUGCGUGAGAGCCGUCGCGCGGCCGCCGCGCAGACCGGCUAAUGCUAAGAUAAUUCUAAUGGCUAACGUCACAGCAUGCAUACACACGACUGAAAAUGAAACAGCUAAAAACUGCCCAGAUGAUGACAGUUGAAUGACCAAGCUCAGUCAGAUUACCGCUAAAGGCUAAUGUUAAGGAAAAUAAAAGACGCCUGAGCUAAUUUUUUUUCAUCAGUUCGACAGAAAAAUUGAUCUCACAAUUACCUCCAGGAUCAUGUUGAUAAGACGGUUUUCUAUUGUGAGAUGCGAACAAACAAAGAGCUGGAUUUUUCAAAUUUGUCUAGAUCAUGUUGAAUACUAAUGUGUCACUGUUUUGGUUCACAUGCUAUUUUAUAAGAAAAAAUGUGGGUCAACAAAUGUGUCAACAAACAACACGAAAACAAGCAAUGUUAAAUGUUAGCAGAAUAACAAAGUGCUUUGAAGAGGCCUGCAGGUCUGUUCGCGAGGAAAUGUUCACAGCUAAUUGGUCCGCCGGUUAACGUUGCGACAUCAAAAUAGACCAGAUGAAUGAAUUAGCCAUCAUGUAAGCAAAUAGCUGGAUCUGUACAGUAUAAUCAAUGCUAAUAGAGUGAAAUCUUCAUUUGAUUGUUGUUGACCCCCAGAAGAUUCACGUGGUCAAGUUCGGCGCCGAUGUUUACUCGAACAUAGCGCAGCGCAAGCUAACCUUAUUUCUUGCUAAAACUUACAUUACGUUGUCAUUCAUUCAGGCGAACGUGUCACAGAUAUGAACAAAUUUAACGUGGAAUGCUAGCUCUAAACCUAGCAAGAACCAUUCAAGCGUUUUUAAGAGGAAAGAGUAGGGCAAGGCGAUAAGGCAAAAAUAUAUUUCCGAUACACUUUUGAAUAUCAUUUGAAUGCAAUUAUCAGGUUUUUUUUUUCAAUAUUGUUCAAUUCAGUUAAUCUCUAUUGAAAACGAAACUGAAGAGUACUUAAACAUUUUACUACUACAUGAAGCACUGUAAAAAAAAAUUCAAUUUUUACUCAAGGUUUCAUCAGAACAAUGACACAAAAGGGUCAAAAAAAUAUUAUGGGGUAAUGUCCGACUCGAACCAGCAGGGGUCAGUGUUCAAAAAGUUACGAGAAACCAAAGGAGUAGCUCGCAUUCUAAAAGCAAAUGUUUGAACAGAGGCGUGAGGGCAAAUUUGUUCGAAACAAAUUUAACAAUUUGGGGGGGAGGGGGGGGGGGUUUACACACUCACAUUUCGAGAAAUAUGCCCAUAACUGAAAUUCAACGCUAUCGCUAAUUGCCUGAGGACAGAUUGUACGUUAGCAAGUUAACUAGUUAGCUCAUUAGCUUUCCUGCUUUAUUGGGGAACUUAAAACUGCCGAGAUUGAUGUUUGUAUUAGCUGGCCACUUGGGGACCAACAUAUGUUCUUUUUGUACACACGAGUAAAUGUUCAUAUUUGUAAAAUGAAAAUGUGGUGCUCCACUGUGUCACACAGUUUUGUCAUGUUUCAACUUUAGCCUGAAAAGCAAAUGUGCUUGUCUUGAUCUGUGGAUGUCAAACGUGUUGUGUUUGGUUCUGUACCGUGAUAAAAUGUCACUUUAAAUCUGAUUUCCUUUUUUUUGUUUGUUUGUUUGUUUGUUUCAUUUUGAUGCUUUUAUGGUGAACAUUUUUUUUUAAUUCCAAACUGCCUGCUGUCAAUAAACAGUUCCCGCUCGUCACAAAAUGACAUUUUGUUGACUCUCUUUUCCAUGAUGGCAAGUAGGCCGUGUUCGUUUUACAAAUAAAUAUUUUCAAUACAAUUGUAUUUUUAUACGAUAAAUGUCUUGACACUUUUUUGUUGAAAAUCCUGACCUUUUGGGGUAUAAAAUCAUGACCUCAAAAUUUUGUCUUGACAUAUAUAACUGUCAAGUGGUAGUGAGUUUAAAGUUGUUGUUUUUGUGUGUGCAGAUUUUUUUU